Coregonus sp. 'balchen' is the source of this 22927-nucleotide messenger RNA. The record is from the annotation of a GenBank genome assembly. NCBI's taxonomy places the organism in Eukaryota, Metazoa, Chordata, Actinopteri, Salmoniformes, Salmonidae.
AUGGACACAGAUGCGGACCGGGCACAGAAACACGGCAUGGAUGAGUUCAUCUCAGCCAACCCCUGUAGUUUCGACCACUCCUCCCUGUUUGAGAUGGUGCAGCGCCUCACCUUGGACCACAGGCUCAAUGACUCCUACUCCUGUUUGGUGAGGAAAAGGGUUAACAGUGUAGAGGUUCCCUCAUUAUUUUUCUUUGAGAUGUGAUCCCAUACAGUGAGGGAAAAAAGUAUUUGAUCCCCUGCUGAUUUUGUACGUUUGUCAAAUACUUAUUUCCCUCAUUAAAAUGCAAAUCAAUUUAUAACAUUUUUGACAUGCGUUUUUCUGGAUUAUUUUGUUGUUUUUCUGUCUCUCACUGUUCAAAUAAACCUACCAUUAAAAUUAUAGACUGAUCAUUUCUUUGUCAGUGGGCAAACGUACAAAAUCAGCAGGGGAUCAAAUACUUUUUUCCCUCACUGUAUAAGUUAUUCUAUCAUUGAACACCCCCCUCUUUUGUCAAUGUUGCAGGGCUGGUUCAGUCCAGGCCAGGUGUUUGUCAUGGAUGAGUACUGUGCUCGUAAUGGUGUGCGGGGGUGUCACAGACACCUGUGUUACCUGGGCGACCUGCUGGAGCGGGCGGAGAACGGGGCUAUGAUCGACCCCACCCUGCUACACUACAGUUUUGCCUUCUGUGCAUCACACGUCCACGGCAACAGGUACAGAGAACUGACGUACAGCUCUCCUUCUACGCUAUCUCCUCUCUCUCUCUCUCUCUCUCUCUCUCGCUCUCUCGCUCUCUCUCUCUCUCUCUCUCUCUCUCUCUCUCUCUCUCUCUCUCUCUCUCUCUCUCUCUCUCUCAGAAAUGCUAACAGGAAUUCAUGUUAUGCAUAUGAAAGCAAACCAAGAAUCCCCGCUCAGAGAAGCCACUCUACAACCAACCUUCUAUAAAAAAUCAAUCUCAUUCAGAGAAGACUGUAACCCAGUGUGUAUUCCACCCAACACCCUGUAUCCCAGUUUUGGAUGCAAUCAUCUGGACCAGUAUACAUCACCAAGCCACCCAAUCCCAUGCUUGUUGUUUUGUUGCCUCAGUCAAAGCUUACUUUCUCUAAUAUAAUUUUUUCAGUCACUUAUGAUUUUAAGUUUCUCAUGUUCAGUUGGGAUUUGUGUAUAUUAUUACAUUUUUCUUCUUUCUUAGUUGUCUGUUCUUCUGUUGUCAAUGAAUUGUUUGUCAUUGUCUGUUAUUAUUUUUGUUUGCCAUUAUUACUUUUCUCUUCUUCUCUUUUUUUUCCCUUGCUUGCUCUCAUAACAUCACCCCUGCCUCUCCCUCAUGUAACCUGUAGUCAGAGACUGUCUGAGUUGCUAAACUGGCCUGUAACCGAGGCAGAGCUUCAGAGCUACCUUUACCCCCCCCACCCCAGAGACCCCCACCCCCCCCAAGAGGGAACUCAAAAUCAUGGAGUUUAGGAAAAAAAAGGACUCCAAGUCCCAGGCUGCCUCUUGGCCCAGAAGGUAAGAGUCUGUGCUGCUUCUCCCGCGUUCACGUGCUAUUGGAGUUAUCGGAAAUUCCUAGUUCCAACUGGGAAGUUUUACUUGAAUGACCCGCCAAGUCGAAAUUUCAAGUGGGAAACUCUGAGUAAAUGUUGUUGCCCGAGUUGCCGAUGACUUUUCAGCACUGACUUUGACCUGUUCAACCAAAAGAUGAUAACAAAUCCAGUUUUGAAUGAAACAAAGUCGUUUUUCCGACAUCACAACUAGGAAAUAGGAAGUUCUGAUGCACAUGUGAACGUGCAUUCCUCCCUGAUAGAUCCACUGUGACUCCCACCCGACCUUAGUGACAUGAGUGUUGUAACAAGAUUAAAUACUGUAGUUGAAAUAUUGAAAUAAUUAAUGAGUAUUGCAAGUGUUUUGUUUUUUAAAUAAUAAAAUGUCUGUGUUUGCAUGUGUACUUGCAUACGUAUGUACGUUUGUAUGUACACUACCAGUCAAAAGUCUGGACACACCUACUCAUUCAAGGGUUUUUCUUUAUUUGUAAAAAAAAGUAGGUGUGUCCAAACUUUGGACUGGUACUGUAUGUGCGUGUGUGUUUAUGUACAUCUGCCCAGACUUUUGUAUGUCGUAAUCAUGGCUCGAUCUCUAGUCAACAUAAACAAGCUAGUGUCACUACAGUGAGGGGCGAAGGUCAUGGGCAGCUGUCUGUCAGUCUGCCCCAAUCUGACACUCCUCCUACCCAACCCCUCCCUCCCCCAUCCUGUGACAGACAGUGAUCAAGCUGAGGUGGGCUGUCUGUUUGAGUCCUAUGAUCAGGCUGGACAGAGAGAUGGGUGUAGCUCCAAGACAGGAGGAUGGGAGUGGGGGGGGGGGGUGGAGAGAGAGAGAGAGAGAGAGAGAGAGAGAGAGAGAUAGAGAGAGAGAGAGAGAUAGAGAGAGAGAGAGAGAGAGAGAGAAGAGAGAGAGAUAGAGAGAGAGAGAGCAGAGCGAGAGAGAGAGAGAGAGAGAGAGAGAGAGAGAAACUGUACUGUACUGUAGUGGGAGCUCUCCAGCCGGCCAGUCUGCCUGAAGGUCAGGGAUGACAGGAUGACAGGUCAUCAUGGGUGACGGGCGAGUGUCUCCUGCCACUGUCCGAGACCAGCCCGCCUCCAGUCCCCAUGACCAUGACAGCCCCGUGCUGCCCGCGAGAGAAACCCCUCUCUGGCCAAGACCACCCUGACCCCCCUUACACCCCUCACCCACCCACAACCUAAUAGCCUUAUAGCUACAGGGCAUGAACUGAAUAUUAUAGGGAGUACAGUAGCCUAGGAGUAAAUUGAGAGUAAAUAGUCUGUUUAAGGGUUGGAGUUGAUUUAAUUCCACCUCCAGUUAGUUUAGGUAACGCUUUGGAAAUGUGGUGUUUGAAUGUUAAAAAUACCAGUUAAAUAUGGCCUUUAUCUUUUUAAAUUGGAUGUACGAGUCAAUUUGUGAUUUGGCUGUAAUUCAGCUCCAGUCAUGUAUUGUGGAAACCUCUGAUGGGGUUUUCCUCUGAUGUUAUUAGUUUCUCUGAUCGCUCUAUGACAAAUGACGUCUGAUUUCCAUGUAGUCAUGACAAUAGAGGUUAUGAAAAUGUUAUGAAAGCUGUGUAGGAACAGAAAAUAAGGCUAGGCAUAAUUAGUGUGAAAUUAUCUAAUUCGUUUUUUCUUGACGAACUGUCAGAGGCAGAGAUUACACACACACACACAUCACAUACCAUGUUAUUAAAGGCUUUGGCUUUUUAUUGCUUAUGACAUGUCUCAGAUGAACACACACACACAAAAACACAAACACUGACAAACAUAGCCUGAAACACACACACACACACACACACACACACACACACACACACACACACACACAGAGGGAGCAUGGGUGAGGGGCCUAUCUCCUUAUAGUUAGUGACACGGCUGAGGAUGGGGGAACGUGAGCACAGGGGAACGUGAGUGCAUGUGACAGAGGAGGCACUGGUCGCCGUGACAGCGGCUUGAGGAGCAGGAGACGUGACAUGCUUGUUGUCACCGGGCCCAGGAUGUCAUCUUAUUGAAGGAGAGUGAGAAAGGAGGGGGGGGGGGGGGAUACUCCUUCUGUCAGACACGAUGGGGGCCACAGCUUGGCAUGGGGGUGUGUGGGGGGCAGGGGGGAAGCAGUAAUUACCCCCCCCCCCCCCCCCCCCCCCCCCUCCUCUCUGUAACCCAAUUUGUAAGUCACUCUGGAUAAGAGCGUCUGCUAAAUGAUGUAAAUGUAAAUGUAAAUGUAACCAUCCUCUCAGAUAGCUGGCUGGCUCUUACCUGUAGAAUACACCACACAUACGCUGGAUUUGAACUGUAGGCUCUGCUGUGGACAUAUAACUAGAUACUGCACGUGUAUUAUGUUAGCUGAAAUUCUCAAUUAGACCUCCAGUGAGCGUUUGACCCUUGUGUGACCCCUGUGAUUACUGUGUCAGUGGUGGCCAUACUGUCUACUCUGAUUUGGGACAUUAUGAUGAUACUAAUAUAACAUUUAGCAAAAACAAUUGUCCAAAGGGAUCUUCCAAUUAAUACAUACUGUUUAUACACUGUACUUUAUGUGGCCCAUGUGGGAAUGAAAGCCACAACCUUGGUGUUUCCUGCCCCAUGCUCCAACCAUAUAAACUAUAUGGUACUGUAUGCCCCUCAGGCCUGACGGGAUAGGGACGGUGACUGUGGAGGAGAAGGAGCGCUUUGAGAAUAUCAAGGAAAGGCUGCGUGUUCUGCUGGAGAACCAGAUCACACACUUCAGGUGUGUACUGUACUUACUGCCAAGUCUGUAACUGACCCUGGCACAGACACGCCUAUGGGACUCAUCAGACCACAGAUUAUAGGUAAUGACAGAUGCCAAUCACUGUGCCCUGCUAAGUGUUACUUACAUUCUGAUCUCAAGAACCAGCUAGUCAUUUAUAAACUCUAGAACUCCCUGAGGAUAAAGAAUGGUCUUAUGAUGAAGGAAUACAGUAUAUUCGGAAAGUGUUCAGACCCCUUCACUUUUUACAGCCUUAUUCUAAAAUGUAUUAAAUAAAAACAUUUCCUCAUCAAUCUAAACACAAUACCCUAGAAUGACGAAGUGAUAACAGUUUUUUUGCAAAUAUAUAAAAAUAAUAACAACAGAAAUAGCUUAUUUAUUAAGUAUUCAGACCCUUUUCUAUAAGACUCGAAAUUGAGGUGCAUCCUGUUUCCAUUGAUCAUCCUUGAGAUGUUUCUACAACUUGAUUGGAGUCCACCUGUGGUAAAUUCAAUUGGUUGGACAUGAUUUGCAAAGGCACACACCUGUCUAUAUAAGGUCCCACAGUUGACAGUGCAGGUCAGAGCAGAAACCAAGCCUUGAGGUCGAAGGAAUUGUCCGUACCAAACAAUUUCAGCAGCAUUGAAGGUCCCCAAGAACACAGUGGCCUCCAUCAUUCUUAAAUGGAAGACGUUUGGAACCACCAAGACUCUUCCUAGAGCUGGCUGCCCGGCAUAACUGAGCAAUCGGGGGAGAAAGGCCUUGGUCAGGGAGGUGAACAAGAACCUGAUGGUCACUCUGCCAGAGCGCCAGAGUUCAUCUGUUGAGAUGGGAGAACCUUCCAGAAGGACAACCAUCUCUGCAGCACUCUACCAAUCAGGCAUUUAUGGUAGAGUGGCCAGAUGGAAGCCACUCCUCAGUAAAAAGCACAUGACAGCCCACUUGGAGUUUACCAAAAGGCAACCAAGAUUGAACUCUUUGGCCUGAAUGCCAAGCGUCACAUUUGGAGGAAACCAGGCACCGCUCAUCACCUGGCCAAUACCAAGCCUACGGUGAAGCAUGGUGGUGGCAGCAUCAUGCUGUGGGGAUGUUUUUCAGCGGUAGGGACUGGGAGACUAGUCAGCAUCAAGGGAAAGAUGAAUGGAGCAAAGCAGAGAGAUCCUUGAUGAAAACCUGCUCCAGAGCGCUCAGGACCUCAGACUGGGGCGAAGGUUCACCUUCCAACAGGACAACGAUCCUAAGCACACAGCCAAGAAAAUGCAGGAGUGGCUUCGGGACAAGUCUCUGAAUGUCCUUGAGUGGCCCAGCCAGAACCCAGACUUCAACCCGAUCGAACAUCUCCGGAGAGAUCUGAAAAUAGCUGUGCAGCAACGCUUCCCAUCCAACUUGACAGAGCUUGAGAGGAUCUGCAGAGAAAAAAGGGAGAAACUCCCCAAAUACAGGUGUGCUAAGCUUGUAGCGUCAUACCCAAGAAGGCUCGAGGCUGUAAUCGCUGCAAAGGUGCUUCAACAAAGUACUGAGUAAAGUUUUUUACAAUUUGCACAAAUGUUAAAAAACCUGUUUUUGCUCUGUCAUUAUGGGGUAUUGUGUGUAGAUUGAUGAGGGUAAAAAACAAUUUAAUCAAUUUUAGAAUAAGGCUGUAAAGUAACAAAAUGUGGAAAAAGUGAAGGGGUCUGAAUACUUUCUGAAUGCGCUGUACCUUCAUAGAAACCCUACAUUAAUGAAACUGGAUUUCUUUCACAGGUACUGUUUUCCAUUUGGUCGACCGGAGGGGGCCCUGAAAGCCACUUUGUCCCUGCUUGAGAGGGUAUGUUAUUAUGCAUCCUUUUUUAGCCUUACCUUAUGUUCUAUUAACCAUGGACACACACCUUCCUUUAGGCUAUGGGACAAAAAAAAAACGGAAUAAUAUUUUAAAUGUUGUCUAUUUGAUUACUAUAUUAUGUUUUAUAUAAUAUAGGCUAUUUGGUCAAACAGAUGUUUGUCACCUGUUCUCUAGAAGUGAAGGGUCAACACGCGCACUCCCAUGCUUUUCCCGUUUGUUGUACACAGGUCUAGAUUUGGUUGAGGGCCCCCCCCCCAGACCUGGCGCCAGGAUAAAGUGACUAAGGGGACAGUUGAAAUUGGCGAGGGGUCAAAUUGUUGGGUAGUUUUUGCAUUGGAAUUCUAUUGAAUUCUGUUGAUAUAAUCACGCUAUACCACAAUAAACAUAAAGUUAAAAUGCCGAGACUCAUUGAGUACUUUUGACAUCUGUAGCCUCUCUGCAGCACAAUGGACAGCGCCCUACAACUAGGCCGUUUUGGUAAUGAAUAUAGGCUACAAGAUAGAUAGGACAAUUCACCUAUUACAAACAGGCUAUGUGAAUGCAGCUGGACACACAGCUGUCUUACCAAAAUAAUGCAAACUAAAUGCUGAAAGUAGUAGCCUAGUUAUGCAUACAUGCAAACAAAAAUACUGAAUAGCAGUUUGGCUUAGAAUACCGAUAAAACUGUGAAUGCGAACAAAUGCGUACAGAACAAAACAAUGGUACCAAGUAGUACUCCUGAGUGGCGCAAGUAGUACUCCUGAGUGGCGCAGUGGUCUAAGGCACUGCAUCGCAGUGCUAACUGUGCCACUAGAGAUCCUGGUUCGAAUCCAGGCUCUGUCGCAGCCGGCCGCGACCUGGAGACUCAUGGGCGGCGCACAAUUCGUCCAGGGUAGGGGAGGGAAUGGCCGGCAGGGAUGUAGCUCAGUUGAUAGAGCAUGGUGUUUGCAACGCCAGGGUUGUGGGUUCGUUUCCCACGGGGGGCCAGUAUAAAAAAAUAUGUAUUCACUAACUGUAAGUCGCUCUGGAUAAGAGCGUCUGCUAAAUGACUAAAAUGUAAAUGUAAAUGUAGUAGGCCUAGUAAACAAAAUAUCAGAUCGAUAAAGGCAUGACACAAUUUAUAUUUAGGUUAGUUACAUCAACAGUAAACAAAUGCAGUAAACAAAAGGCGAAUGGAGAUCUAAAUAACCAAAACAUAGGUACAGCCUACUACAGUGAGAUGCAGCCGUGCACCGCUGUCUUGCCAAAUAAAUAAGCCUAUACAGGCCAGCUUCAAACAUGGAAAAUCAUGCCACUCGUUCAUGAGUUCAGCAACACGUUGUGAUAUGGCACAAUACACGGAUCAAAUUCGACCCACGUAAUCAAUUAAGCAAUGCCAGCCUACCAUAAACACAUUUCCAAUACGUACAGUUGCAUUUACAGCAAUGAAAACCAACAGGCUACCAAGAAAAUCAUAAUAAAAUGAUGACACAUACCGAUAUGUAGCUAUACCCAGGGGUGUCAUUUGGGUUCUUGCAUUGGAAUUAUAUUGAAUUGUGCUUAUAUCACGCUAUACCACAAUAAAAAUAAAAGUUCCAAAAACGCUUUUAACCAAGAAGUGAAGGGUUCAAUUGCACAAAAUAUCGCUGCGCUCUAUCAGCACCAUGAACACCGCCCUACACACUAAAGCAAGAUUGUGAUCAAAACCAACCAGCUACAUUGUUUCAGUCUUACCUUUUCAAAAGAUUUGCAGCUUCCUUGAUGCUCUGUGGAACUUCCUGAAUAAUUGAUAAUUCCAUUCUCCCUGAAAUCUUCUCGUAAUAUCCCCAUCAAAUGCCAGUUGGAUUAGUUGGGCUUUCCUCAGGUGUAGCAUGCUUCUUAUGUGCUAACUGAACAUGUUUGUCAAAGUGGAAAAUGAGUUCUCACAUGUACAGUUGAAGUCGGAAGUUUACAUACAGUCGUGGUCAAAAGUUUUGAGAAUGACACAAAUAUUAAUUUUCACAAAGUCUGCUGCCUCAGUUUUUAUGAUGGCAAUUUGCAUAUACUCUAGAAUGUUAUGAAGAGUGAUCAGAUUAAUUGCAAUUAAUUGCAAAGUCCCUCUUUGCCAUGAAAAUGAACUAAAUCCCCCAAAAAACAUUUAUACUGCAUUUCAGCCUGCCACAAAAGGUCCAGCUGACAUCAUGUCAGUGAUUCUCUCAUUAACACAGGUGAGAGUGUUGACGAGGACAAGGCUGGAGAUCACUCUGUCAUGCUGAUUGAGUUAGAAUAACAGACUGGAAGCUUUAAAAGGAGGGUGGUGCUUGAAAUCAUUGUUCUUCCUCUGUUAACCAUGGUUACCUGCAAGGAAACAUGUGCCGUCAUCAUUGCUUUGCACAAAAAGGGCUUCAUAGGCAAGGAUAUUGCUGCUAGUAAGAUUGCACCUAAAUCAACCAUUUAUCGGAUCAUCAAGAACUUCAAGGAGAGAGGUUCAAUUGUUGUGAAGAAGGCUUCAGGGCGCCCAAGAAAGUCCAGCAAGCGCCAGGACCGUCUCCUAAAGUUGAUUCAGCUGCGAGAUCGGGGCACCACCAGUGCAGAGCUUGCUCAGGAAUGGCAGCAGGCAGGUGUGAGUGCAUCUGCACGCACAGUGAGGCGAAGACCUUUGGAGGAUGGCCUGGUCUCCAGGAAAAACAUCAGGGACAGACUGAUAUUCUGCAAAAGGUACAGGGAUUGGAAUGCUGAGGACUGGGGUAAAGUUAUUUUCUCUGAUGAAUCCCCUUUCCGAUUGUUUGGGGCAUCCGGAAAAACGCUUGUCGGGAGAAGACAAGGUGAGCGCUACCAUCAGUCCUGUGUCAUGCCAACAGUAAAGCAUCCUGAGACCAUUCAUGUGUGGGGUUGCUUCUCAGCCAAGGGAGUGGGCUCACUCACAAUGUUGCCUAAGAACACAGCCAUGAAUAUAGAAUGGUACCAACACAUCCUCCGAGAGCAACUUCUCCCAACCAUCCAAUAACCGUUUGGUGACGAACAAUGCCUUUUCCAGCAUGAUGGAGCACCUUGCCAUAAGGCAAAAGUGAUAACUAAGUGGCUCGGGGAACAAAACAUCGACAUUUUGAGUCCAUGGCCAGGAAACUCCCCAGACCUUAAUCCCAUUGAGAACUUGUGGUCAAUCCUCAAGAGGCGGGUGGACAAACAAAAACCCACAAAUUCUGACAAACUCCAAGCAUUAAUUAUGCAAGAAUGGGCUGCCAUCAGUCAGGAUGUGGCCCAGAAGUUAAUUGACAGCAUGCCAGGGCGGAUUGCAGAGGUCUUGAAAAAGAAGUGUCAACACUGAAAAUAUUGACUCUUUGCAUAAGCUUAAUGUAAUUGUCAAUAAAAGCAUUUGACACUUAUGGAAUGCUUGUAAUUAUACUUCAGUAUACCAUAGUAACAUCUGACAAAAAUAUCUAAAAAACUGAAGCAGCAAACUUUGUGAAGACCAAUACUUGUGUCAUUCUCAAAACUUUUGACCACGACUGUACACGUAGGUUGGAGUCAUUAAAACUCAUUUUUCAACCACUCCACAAAUUUCUUGUUAACAAACUAUAGUUUUGGCAAGUCAGUUAGGACAUCUACUUUGUGCAUGACACAAUACAUUUUUCCAACAAUUGUUUACAGAUAGAUUAUUUCACUUAUAAUUCACUGUAUCACAAUUCCAAUGGGUCAGAAUUUUACAUACACUUAGUUGACUGUGUCUUUAAACAGCUUGGAAAAUUCCAGAAAAUUAUGUAAUGGCUUUAGAAGCUUCAGAUAGGCUAAUUGACAUCAUUUGAGUCAAUUGGAGGUGUACCUGUGGAUGUAUUUCAAGGCCUACUUUCAAAUUCAGUGCCUCUUUGCUUGAUAUCAUGGGAAAAUCAAAAGAAAUCAGCCAAGACCUCAGAAAGAAAAUUGUAGACCUCCACAAGUCUGGUUCAUCCUUGGGAGCAAUUUCCAAAUGCCUGAAGGUACCACAUUCAUCUGUACAAGCAAUAGUACGCAAGUAUAAACACCAUGGGACCACGCAUCGGUCAUACCGCUCAGGAAGGAGAUGCGUUCUGUCUCCUAGAGAUGAACGUACUUUGGUGCGAAAAGUGCACAUCAAUCCCAGAACAACAGCAAAGGACCUUGUGAAGAUGCUGGAGGAAACAGGUACAAAAGUAUUUAUAUCCACAGUAAAACGAGUCCUAUAUCGACAUAACCUGAAAGGCCGCUCAGCAAGGAAGAAGCCACUGCUCCAAAACCGCCAUAAAAAAACCAGACUACGGUUUGCAACUGCACAUGGGGACAAAGAUCGUACUUUUUGGAGAAAUGUCCUCUGGUCUGAUGAAACAAAAAUAGAACUGUUUGGCCAUAAUGACCAUCGUUAUGUUUGGAGGAAAAAGGGGGAAACUUACAAGCCGAAGAACACCAUCCCAACCGUGAAGCACGGGGGUGGCAGCAUCAUGCUGUGGGGGUGCUUUGCUGCAGGAGGAACUGGUGCACUUCCCAAAAUAGAUGGCAUCAUGAGGAAGGAACAUUAUGUGGAUAUAUUGAAGCAACAUCACAAGACAUCAGUCAGGAAGUUAAAGCUUGGUCGCAAAUGGGUCUUCCAAAUGGACAAUGACCCCAAGCAUACUUCCAAAGUUGUGGCAAACUGGCUUAAGGACAACAAAGUCAAGGUAUUGGAGUGGCCAUCACAAAGCUCUGACCUCAAUCCUAUAGAACAUUUGUGGGCAGAACUGAAAAAGCAUGUGCGAGCAAGGAGGCCUACAAACCUGACUCAGUUACACCAGCUGUCAGGAGGAAUGGGCCAAAAUUCACCCAACCUAUUGUGGGAAGCUUGUGGAAGGCUACCUGAAACGUUUGACCCAAGUUAAACAAUUUAAAGGCAAUGCUACCAAAUACUAAUUGAGUGUAUGUAAACUUCUGACCCACUGGGAAUGUGAUGAAAGAAAUAAAAGCUGAAAUAAAUAAUUCUCUCUACUAUUAUUCUGACAUUUCACAUUCUUAAAAUAAAGUGGGGAUCCUAACUGACCUAUAAUAGGGAAUUUUUACUAGGAUUAAAUGUCAGGAAUUGUGAAAAACUGAGUUUAAAUGUAUUUGGCUAAGGUGUAUGUAAACUUCCGCCUUCAACUGUAAGUAGCGUUUUCUUCCAGUUUUUUUUUUUACCCAAAGGAGUUAUACCUAACCGCCAGGUGGCUUUCCAUAGACCCCCUACGGCGCACCCUGUCCAUUGUGCUGACACAGAGCAGCGGAGAUACAGAUUUAUUUUGUCACUCAAUCAUUUGUACUUUUUUGCUAUUUGUAUAUAGGGACGUAAAAGGUAAAAUGUAGUUUUCUGCUGUUCUACACAUUUUGCCAUGAGGUGGAGAGAAAAUGUUGUAGUUUUAUAACACAUUUCAUGCAAUUCUACUCAUUUUGCAAUGGGGCAGAAAAUAAAUACUGCAGUUUUACAGCUAAUUUCCUGCAAUUAUACCCAUUUUGCCAUGGAGUGGAGAGAAUUGUUUUCAACUUUAAAGCAAAUUUCCUGCAAUUAUUAUGCCAUAUUAAUGAUAUCUUAGUGAGAGUGACUAACAAAAUCAAUGUGUACAGUUUAGAUAGCUGGCUGGCUAGAGUAACUUACCAAUCUAAAAAUUGUUAGCUGACAUGGCUAACUGAGUGACUGUCAGUGACUGACAUAACAAGAGGAAAACUGCGGAUGCACAACCGAAUUUCGAACAUGCACCUUGUUUAUUCUACUAUCCUAACUGAACAGUAAGUUGAGACCCUGACUGAGUUCAAAAAAUAUUAUGUUGCACUUUUACAGCAAGUUUUCUGCAGUUCUACACAUUUUGCCAUGGGGCGGAGAGAAAAUGUUGCAAUUGUAUAACACAUUUCAUGCAAUUCUAUUCAUUUUGCAUGACUUAUGCCAUGUUAAUGAUAUCUGAGUGAGAGUGGCUAACAAAGUCAAAAGAAUAAUUGGUCAGGGGCCCCCUAGCGGCCUGGGGCCCAAACGUUUGCCAGUGGUGUAAAGUACUUGAGUAGUUUUUUUUUGGUAUCUGUAGUUUACUUUACUAUUUAUAUUUUUGACAACUUUUACUUUUACUCCACUACAUUCCUAAAUAAAAUAUGUACUUUUUACUCCAUACAUUUUCCCUGACACCAACAAGUACUCAUUACAUUUGGAAUGCUCAAGCAGGACAGAAUUAUGGCACCUAUCAAUAUAACGCUUUGUCAUUCUUACUGCCUCUGAUCUGGCAGACUCACAAAACACAAAUACUGUGUUUGUAAAUGAUGUCUGAAUGUUGGAGUGUGCCCCUGUCUGUUCGUAAUUACAAAUAAUAAGAAAAUUGUGCCGUCUGGUUUGCUUAAUAUAAGGAAUUUGAUGUAUAGCAUUUAGUUUUACUUUGUACUUUUACUCAAGUAUGACAAUUGAGUACUUUUUCUACCACUGUACUUAAGUACAUUUAAAACCACUCAAGUAGUAUUUUACUGGGUAACUUUCACUUUUAAUUGAGUCAUUUUCUGUUAAGGUAUCUUUACUUCUACUCAAGUAUGACAAUUGAGUACUUUUUCCACCACUGGGGAUCGCUUAUGCCUGGAGCCGGCCCUGGUGGUACAGCCCUAAAAAUGCAUUUUUUCUACAACGUCUCCUGUUCUGUCCCAGGUGCUGAUGAAGGAUAUAGUGACCCCUGUGCCCCAGGAGGAGGUGAAGACAGUAAUCCGUAAAUGUCUGGAGCAGGCAGCCUUGAUCAACUACCAGCGCCUCUCAGAAUAUGCCAAAGUAGAAGGUAGAUGACCACUUCAAAUACACACUGACACACACACACCCCUCCACACACACACACACACACACACACACAAUGCAUCAUCACACCGUGUCCUAUACCCAUAGAGUAUUCUUUCACACACAGUACUGUACUGUACUAUUUAUGUUCUGUCGACAUUUUUGUCUCCCUUCUAGCAUUGUUACCACAAUAGCAUUGAUAUCUAUAGGGAUUAUCACACGUUGUUGUUGCACAGUGACCUACAGUACUUAGGGAAAAGACACAAUCAGACAGCAGUUGUGAGAUACUACAGACAUCAUGCCCUCUGGUGCUUUACCACAUUGCCCCCUGCAGGUCAACGGUUGCACACAAACGACAUGGCCUCUUAAACAUCAGGGCCCAGUUUCCCGAUAGCGAUGGGACUUAGGCUUAUGAGUAUUUUAAUUAUGCAUUGUUCCUACAACGGCUGAAGAUGUAACAUGUGUUUUCCAAAAGAUAUUGUCACAUUAUUCUAAUGCUUACCUAUAAUAAUUCACUAAAUCACAGAUUCAUUUGGCACAUCAUUGCGCACAUGUUGUUACACAAAUAUUUUGAGGCAAAAUUACAGACAGUGUAGCCUACAAAAUUGAACUCAAUUGACUGAAUAUAAAAUGUAUUUCAAUAUGAUUUAAAUACUGUAUAUAGGCCCAUGUAGCCUACAGGCCUACUGUAUUUAUUUUUUAAUGCAGUCAUCUCGGUUUUAAUUUGAAGCAUCCUUUUUAUCAUUUGCUUGUUCAAUUGCGAAGGCAAUGGCAACUGUGUAUUUGUAGUCAACUUCGUUCCAAAGUUAUCAGCGGUCACAGAAAAACAGAUAAACAGCUAUAUUUUUCGUUUAGCGGAGAUCUUCUGUGUAUAAAGUGAGGUGGAAGGGCAUCUGACUACAGUUUGGGUUUCCAAAAAAGAUAAAGAUCAUCUUUAGCACUGGCACUAGAAAUUGGAAGGCAAUGCACAAAAUAUAAUUUUUGUGUUUUGGGAGAACUCUCCAUUUAGAACUGAUCUCAGGGACAUUUUAAGAGGAAAGUCAAACAUUCAAAUACAAUCAAAUAAUGGAAAUAAGGUAUUGUAUUUAUAUUGUAUUGAAAAUGCAGUAGAUAACUUGAAGCAAAGAUUUCAUACAUAAUUUACACAAUGUGAUAUGUAAUAUUUAAUAUUGGCGUCUUUGUAUUAAUAUAACUGUUCUGUCCCCAGCUGCAGUAAACAGUAGAACAAUACUCUGUCUUCCCCUCCUGUGGCUGCUCUUACUUUUAGAUGUGCUUUUAAAGUUUAAACUCCCUUUUCAUUUACAGGUGUAAAUUACAAUAAACUUAAGAGAUGUGUAUAGUAAGUAAAAAUGCAUUCAACUCCCUGUGAAUCUGCCAUCUUUAUGCUGACUCCUGUGUGCCUCAGCUUUUCUCUGGGCCAGUCAACCCACUUUCCCUCUCCUCUCGCACACCGUUGCAGCUUCAAGGUGGGGUGAUGCUCUGAAGCAACAAUUCCUCCUUUCCUUGUUUCCUCUCCUUUGUUCUGAAAUAACAUUCAUCUUCUGUUCACCGCCUCCCACCCUCUCUGCUUUCCUCCUCCUUGUCUAUUGGCUUUGCUGCUUCACUCCAAGCCCCUUGUAGUGUGAACACAAGUCAGGAAGGCCAAUACACAAGGCAUGCUGGGAUUGCCCUCUGCAGCAACCCUGUCUGUUGCAUGUCCCAGGUUUUCUUUACUAGGCAUACAGAACUGGCUUACAAACUAAAUCAUGUGCUGGAAUAUAUUUCUAGGUGUGUGUAGCUUUGACUACAUUCACCUAUACUGUUUUACUGGAAAUAUCUAGUCUCAAAUUCAGCUCUUCUCUAUUCCGGUCAGUUUCUAUAAAGAAAUACCUGAGGGUGCCGAAGAUACUGAAGGAGAUGCCCCUUAGUAUCUUAGAGUGGAAAUACUGCAGAAAAAUCCUGUUCCUCAUAAACAUUUGCUUGUUUGUUGCCUUGAUCGGGAAAAACUCAAACUUGAUAGAAACGUCUCCCACCUUAAUACCAUUUGGCAUGAAUGGUUAAACAAAAGUGUGUACAAAGGCGACCGCCAGCCCGCACGCCCUUUGUCCACCCACCCACUCUCCUCCACAUUCGACACUUCGGGCCCAUCCCAAACCUUCUCCUCAGUCGUCAAACCCCACCCUCCACCACCACCAUCUCCACAGAGAACCCUGUGGGGACCCCUAACCCCCACAUGCAGCUACCCUCAGAACUCUGACCUCUCCUCCUCUGACCCCAGCCUCUUGCAUGCCCGAUCCUCUCUUGUAGGGAAAAAGAGAGAAAUGUAUGAGCAUCCUGUCUUCUGCUUGGCGUCUCAAGUGAUGGAUUUAACCAUUCGUGAGUACCUUCCUCUCCUGCUCCACACUCCUCCACCCCUUCCUCUUCCUCCCCUUUCCUCAACCAUGUUUUUCUGUUUUCAACAUCUCUCCAUUUGCACUUACCACCAUUCAUUGCUGCCCUCUUAACCAAUCUCUCGCUCUCGCUCUCGCUCUCGCUCUCGCUCUCGCUCUCGCUCUCGCUUCUCUCAAGUCCUUUGCCUUUUGAUCUGUUGCUUCUGUCUGUGAAAGGCACCUUCAAGAGAUCCAGGCCCAGGGUCUGUGUCUGUCUGUCUGUCUGUUAGGUCCUAGCAAGGCAAGCCAGGACCAAGGCUCCAACAGUCUGUGAAGAUCAUGAGAUAUCUUAUCUACUGUAUCUGUCAGCUUAUUUUUCUGUUCCCAUGCCUGUCUGCGACUUGAAUGCAUUUUUACUUUGCUUCUGUGUAAACCCCCCUCAGUCCUGUUGAACCAUGUCCCACUAGUACAGUACAUGAUACAGGUACACCAUACAGCUACUGUAUCAUAGAGAACAUUGUCAUGACUUUCCCUGUUUGUAUCAGUUCACACUGGGGGGGGGGGGGGGGGGGGGGGGGGGGGGGGUUGUUUGGACCACUGUCUGUAUAUGUUUUACUGUUUGAAGCUAUAUGUGUGUCUAUGUCGUACUACUGGUAAACAUCAGAUCUGGAGAGGAGAACCCUUGUGUGAAGGGUGAAAGGUGUUACUCAACCACUUGUUUUCUGGACUUCCACUCUAUCCUGCUCUUAUGCUUUCAUUACUGACUAUCCACUCUUCUCUCUCUUUCUCUCACUCCCACCUUCCCUCUCUCUCCUUCUCUGCUCUCCCUCUCUCCUGCUCUCUCCUAGCGGAGAAAACUCAGAAAGAUAAGAAAGAUCAAAAGGAUCAGGAUCCAGGUGACAUCAUCCUAUAUAUGAGCAUAUCCUAACCCAGUUAGAGACAUAGCAACAUAACAUCUCACAGCCUUCCUGAGGCACGACCUGGGAAAGUUACAGGAAUGUUGUGACAGCGUUAUGUCUCCACACCCCUGUCCUGUAGUUUCCCAUGUACCUGCACUGCAUUCCAGUGAUGGAGAUGCAGCCCUCCCCAGUGGGUGACUGUGGUAACCCUAACUGUCAAGUCCCCUCUCUAGCCCUCCUGUUAAGACCACUCAUCUGUGGAGUAGCUCCACCAAUGGGCCUCCUCUGAAUUAUCUUAAAAUUCUUCCACUUUCCUACAAUGAUGCUUCCUCUUUCCUACAAAAAUAAUAAUAAUGUCAAGAAGGAGGGGAAGAAAAGAAGUGAGGGAAUGAGGAAGGGAGGAAAAGAGAAGAUGGAGGGAAUUAGCAAACAAAUGAACAGAAAGAACAAUUUUAAGACCAUUCAGACCAUUGCCAUUGAGUAUCUCACUUGUGUGAUUGAAACCUGCAGAGGUAGCACUGCUUUAUUGCAAGCUUCAAUACAUGUAAGACAGCAGUGUUUGAAUUCAUAAGUUGUGCAAUGAAAGUAUUACUUCCUCUGCAGAAAGUGCAUGAACUAUAGUCUAUAAACAUCUCCAUGUCACGUUCGUUUAAUGACGGGACAGACCAAGGCGCAGCGUGAUAUACGUACAUGUUUAUUAAACCAAUAAACACUCGACAAAACAAUAAACGAAAUGAAACGUGAAGUCCAAGGUAGCACACACAACAUACCUUACAAGGAACAAGAUCCCACAACCCACUAGUGCCAAUAGGCUGCCUAAGUAUGAUCCCCAAUCAGAGACAACGAGCUACAGCUGCCUCUGAUUGGGAACCACACCGGCCAACAUAGAUCUACACAUAAUAGAUCAAAACAUAGAAAAAACACCACAAAGAAUAUACACACCCUGACUCAACAUAUAAGAGUCCCCUGAGUCAGGGCGUGACAGUACCCCCUCCCCCCCCCCCCCCCCCCCAAAGGUGCGGACUCCGACCGCACCAACCUGACAUGACAGGGAAGGGUCCGGGUGGGCAUUACGCCUCGGAGGCGGUUCCGGCUCCGGGCGUGACGACCACAAUCUCUCCUCCCCCCCAUUACGCCCCUGGUCCGGUCUGGACCUCAGCGCGCCGCUUCCCCUCUCCUUCCUCCCACGAUACACCAGACCCUGUCUGGACCCUGGUGUGAGAGACCCCGAACCUGGAGAGGGGCUGACGUCAGGCUCCGGACUGGAGCUGCUGACCGGAGCUGGACUAGGCACCGGUGGAGCGGACUGCUCUGGCUCCGGAGUGGAGCCGCUGACCGGAGCAGAAUCAGGCACCGGUGGAGCGGACUGCUCUGGUUCCGGAGUGGAACAGCUGACCGGAACUGGAUCAGGCACCGGUGGAACGGGCACGGGCCAUGCCGGACUGGCGAAGCGCACCACUGGCUUGGUGCGAGGAGCAGGAACAGGCCGGGUCGGACUGGCGACGCGCACCACUGGCUUGGUGCGAGGAGCAGGAACAGGCCGGGCCGGACUGGUGACGCGCACCACUGUCUUGGUGCGAGGAGCAGGAACAGGCCGGGCCGGACUGGCGACGCGCACCACUAGCUUUGUGCGAGGAGCAGGAACAGGCCGGGCCGGACUGGCGACGCGCACCACUGGCUUGGUGCAAGGAGCAGGAACGGGCCGGGCCGGACUGUGAAGGCGGACUGGAGGUCUGGAGCGGAGAGCUGGCACAACCCGUCCUGGCUGGCUGCCCACUUUCACACUACACGUGCGGGGCGCUGGCACAGGACGCACUGGGCUGUGCACGCGCACUGGCGAUACCGUUCGUAGAACUGGCGCAGGAUAUGCGGGACCGAGGAGGCGUACUGGAGACCAGGAGCGUUGAGCCGGCACACCCCGUCCUGGCUGGAUGCCCAUCUUCGCACGGCACGUGCGUGGUGCAAGCAGAGGACGUACAGGACUGUGCCGGCGCACUGGCGACACAGUACGUAGCUCCGCAUAACACGGAGCUUGCCCAGUCAUACGCUUCCUCGCGUGAGUACGGGGAGUUGGCUCUGCUCUAACCCUAGGCUCCGCCAACCACCCUGUGUGCCCCCCCCCAAACAUUUUCUUGGGGCUGCUUCUCGGGCUUCCUCCUCGACCGGCCUCCUCCGCGUUGCCAUUGCUCCUCUCCUGCCUGGGCAUCUACCUUAGCCCAUGGUCCUUUCCCCACGAAUAUCUCCUCCCAUGACCACAAAUUGGCCACCUGUGACAUGGCCAUCCGCUCCGCCUGGACACGCUGCUUGGUCCUCGUUUGGUGGGAUCUUCUGUCACGUUCGUUUAAUGACGGGACAGACCAAGGCGCAGCGUGAUAUACGUACAUGUUUAUUAAACCAAUAAACACUUGACAAAACAAGAAACGAAACGUGAAGUCCAAGGUAGCACACACAACAUACCUUACAAGGAACAAGAUCCCACAACCCACUAGUGCCAAUAGGCUUGCCUAAGUAUGAUCCCCAAUCAGAGACAACGAGCUACAGCUGCCUCUGAUUGGGAACCACACCGGCCAACAUAGAUCUACACAUAAUAGAUCAAAACAUAGAAAAAACACCACAAAGAAUAUACACACCCUGACUCAACAUAUAAGAGUCCCCUGAGUCAGGGCGUGACACUUCAAUGUACUAAAAUGCAAAGGAUUUGAAUAAAAACCUAAUAUCAAAGUUUGGUUACAAAAUAUGACUGAUGAGACGGUUUGGAUAUUCUGGCUGAUAUUGUCCAUAUGACCAUAAUGUUCUAUCAAUGGCAAUUUUGAUAGAUUGGAAAUAAGUAAGUGAAGCAAGAUGAUAUCGUAGAUCAUGAUAGCACAUAGUCUUCAUCAUUAUUAAUGUCACUUCAGACUGUUUCAGGUUCACAGUCUUGCUGGUGUCACUGUGUGAGAUGUAAUUAAUCAUUAAAUGUCACUGAUUAGACGGCGCUCACACCUGGUUUCCCAGGUCUAAAUCAGUAACUGACUAAAAAAGAAGCGGACAUCCCUUAUACUGUAGAAUGUGGCAAUACUGAGUUUCUGUUAUAGAAGAUCUAGGUGUUUGGCCUUGCCCCUCACCUCACCUGUAUCACUCCAGCACCCAUGCCCCUUCAUUGACCAAUGGAAGAAAUUACCUUUGUGUUUGCGGGCAUUCUUUUAAACCCUCCAUCCAUACUGGUGAACAGACCAUAAUUUCAACACAGGCAAUCCUCUGGCCACAGUCCAGUCCACAGACACCACUGGGCUUAAAGUGCUCUGCCAGUGUGUGUGGGUCACAGAGCUGUACCUCUGUACACUGCCAAUGAAACCCCUGCUACUACAGAGCCUCACUAGCACAAUGACAGAUGUGUGUGCUGGACAAAGAGCAGAAGCAGCGUGGAGAGGACAUGGUCUUUGCCUCAUUUCUUCAAGUGUAGAAGUCCACAUUGUCACAUUAAUCUCUCCAUUUUACUGGGACUGUAAAGAGAAAUGGAAAAUAAGUCAAGUAAGCCAGUGUUGUUGUGAAAAGUCUGUCCGACUGAUUCAUUAAGAGGGUGAAUCAGGCAUAUCUAAAGAUGUUUGACCCUCAGAUGCCCUGAAGUCUGAACGAGCACCCAAUAUGUUAUUGUAUAGGCUCCUACGCAGUUCUCCAGUUACCUAUGCUGACUCUCUCUCUCACAUAUACCAUCUCUUCACCAUAUUUAUUAUUAUUUUAUUUAUUUCAAAAGCAAACAUUUAUGUGUAGUAUCAUCACAACCUCAUUGGUCAGUUGAGCUGGUUGUGUUUCGUCACAUGAUCGCUGUAGACUGAAUUGGUAUCCAUUGAGUAAAGUAUGUGAACUAGAGGUCUUCACGUGUCCAAAGUUGGACCUGGGGUUUUUCACACCCGGGCCCAAUAUGCAAAAAUAAAUUUAAAAAGUGUAGAGACCCGUUCCGAACAGACCUGAGGACAACUAGAUCUGUUCCGUAUAGACCUGGUCGGAUCCAGACCCAGUCCGAUCCGAGUGAGGGAAGCCGCAGAAAAGUGAUUUUUUUAAGCUACUUUAUUAACCGGAGCUGAUAAAGUGCGAGAGGAGGGAGAGAGAGGUCCCGCUCUAGCAGGCGGGGGAGGGGCCAUACUGUGAGCGAGUGACACGGGGAGCAGGGAGGAGGGAGGGAGGAGGGAGGGAGAGACUAGAGACAGCAACCAACCAAGCCGAUAGUGGACUAAUAACUGCCAUAGCUAGGUUAUUUAUCAUCAAAUAUGAUUACGUAGUACCUGUCUUGACUGUAUCAAACCGGAGAGAAGCUAGUUAAGCUAGCUAACGUUAGCUAGCUAGGCUAAUUGAGGCUGCAGUGCAUGCGUUUUCUCAUCCUACAGUUACAAAUAACAACAACUCCAUUCAGAAUAUUAAGUAGCAGCCUACCGGUUGGCUCUUGGUCGUUGUAGCCUAUCCUUCUCCUUUAACUUUUAAUUCCGUCAUUUAAAUUCCAUCUUCCAUUGAUUAGAUAUCUCCUAACUUUUGCCACACGGAGGCUCUAUGACUGUAGCCUAUUGCCGCUUUGAUGACUUACGAUUGGCCAACAACAAGCUACACGCGCCACGCUCCACUCUCGUGAAAAGCAAGAGCAGCAGCAUACAUGAUAAAAUAUAUCUCUCUUUCUCUCUCUACUGCAGCAGUCGCGUUCGGAUCUGUACAGGCCCUUCCGGACAAGUCAGUUAAGAUUACAGACAUCCGAGACCCGUGACAAUCAGAUCAGACCCGUGACAUUAUUUAAAAUUCUGGAACAGGACCCGCUCGGGUCCCAGAUCGGGUCUCCGGUAUCCGGGUACAGGUGGAUCCGUGAAGACCUCUAAUGUGAACAGCAGACUUUCAUUGUGUAUUUUGUUCUUCAAGAUGGAUUUGAUGUAAAAACCUGCCAAUACUUGCACUCUACACUUUCUUAGUGGUUAUAUUUAUCCUGGUUGUCACAGCUAUCCUACUUAGCAGGGGAAAAGUACCAGACUUCAGGGAGAGUCGUUUUGCAUAUCACAUGUUAAACAUGAGCAUCUCACAUAAGCAACAUUCAAAGUGUGGAUGUCAGCACAUACCGAACAUGAGCGAUGCACGACGUUCUGCACAUUUUGCAUGAUAACUGUAGAACAUAUCCGUUGUUUUCCCUGUUUUAAUUUGUCUCAUUAUACCUGCAUUGUUCUAGAUGGUGGUAUUACAGUGUUGCCCUAGGAGGCUUACACAACAGCCCAACAUUAGCAUCAUGUUGAACAGACGUUGAGGGGAAGUUUUACAGCCAUGUAUCUCCCUCCAUAUUGACCUGUGACCUUUGUGCUUCAGAGAAUGUAGGGCGCUUAGUCACCCCUGCCAAAAAGCUGGAGGACACCAUACGUCUGGCCGAGCUGGUCAUCGAGGUCCUCCAACAGAAUGAGGAGCACCACGCAGAGGUGAGUACAGUCCACAUACAUGAAUCCAAGGUCAGUUAUUAUCAGAGCAGAGAGUUAAGAACUACAGAGAACCAUGUGGCAUUUAUUCUGUCUCUGACUCUGUUUAACAGGCUACAGUCACAGUCGGUACAGUAUUUACAUCAGUUUUUUUUACCUCCAUAUCUCACCGGUGCAUGCUAUCCAGACCGCAUUGGCCUGCACGGUAGGGGGUCAAGGUGUGGGUUUAAAGGUCAAAAUGGUUGCAUCACUCCUCACUCCUCUAUUUCAUGUGCACCAGGCAUCGUUUGGGAGGACAACGUUGAGCAGUGCACAGUUUGACUGGGGGACUUCUGAUUUGGUCACUCUGUUUCCUGUACAGGCCUCCUAGAAGGGAAUACCCAACAGGGCUUUAAUUAACCCUAUUACAUCAUAUCCUACCCUAGGCGCUAGGAAGGUUUUCCCGGUGAUGUCACAAGUUGCUCUUCCUGUAAAUGAGGGUGUCCCCAACAGAAGUUGCAUGGUGCUGGUAGAGCGGUGUAGUGUAGUGUAGUGGAGUGUAGUGUAGUGUAGUGUAGUGUAGUGUAGUGGAGGUUGGGUGUGAUGAUGAUUCAGACUCUAUCAUCCUGUUGUUGCAUCACACUGUAUUUGUACUCUUUCUGGAAAUGUGAAGAGAAUUUACAGACCUCAGCGACCCAUUUUUAACACCAACUGUGUCUAUUGAUUAUGUGAAGGCUAGUCCAAGUGCAUGGUUUUCCUCAUGCAUAUUAUGUUUACUCACAAAAGAGAAUGUAUACUUUUUUUUUAACAGACCUUGAGCUCUUGAGUAUGGUUGGUAAAUUAAACUACUAUUUUGUUCUCCAUUGGUUUGUAUCAUGUCUUUCUUUCACUGUCAUCAUCACAUAUUUCCUGCCAACUAACCAUUAGAAGGAAAAAGUCAACACAGGGAUGUGAACUUUGCAGAAGUAUACUUGGCUGAACCACUUCCUGUUCUCUUAUUGUUUGUUUUGUUUGCGGGGAAUGUUCGGACAGGGCAAAGAGGUAUGUGAUAGAUCCUCAAAUCCUGAUAACAUGACCCCUUAUCCCUGCCACCCCCCACCUGCCAUGACCCCUAACCCCUGUCACCCCCCCACCUGCCAUGACCCCUAACCCCUGCCACCCUCCACCUCCCAUAUUAUGUGAUGUACUGAAGAUGCCCAAUGCCCAGGGAUAAUCUUAACUGUUCCCAUCUCUCUUCCUAGUAUUACCCCAACUUCUUCCCUUAUACUUGUUUUCAGCCCAUCCUGGAGAGUUGUGCAAGUGCUUGUGCAGCACAAAAGGUUGCCUUUGGUGAAAAAGCAUCCUCAACAAGCACUGUGGCAGUGUCCCUGUCUAUCAUACUCAGAUCCCUCCCACUGAAAUACCCCCCGACCACAUCACUCCGCCCCUCCCCACUUGGUAUGGUGCAGUUUUAUCUGUCCAUCCCAACUGCCACAGCCAACUCUGGUCCCAUCCUGUCAGUGAAAGGCCUGAUCUGUGGUGCUGUGUGUUUGGGGAAAGCUGUGUGA